GGGGAAAAUCCCGAAAAGUAUCAAAUCCACUGUCAGUCUUUCGACUCUUUACUCUCUGUCAAGCUAUGAAGCGACCGUUACGCGUUCGAAGUUCUUCCGAGAAUUAAUAUGGAUAAGAACAACAAAGAUUGGGCCUUCGUAUCGAAAUUGUAUAUCUAGAGAAUAAUUCAGGGUUUACGUUGUUAUCUUAUCAUCUGAGAUCGACUUCGCUGAGCAAAGCUAAUCGUUGGAGUGGAUCUGAACUCUCGAAGCUGAGGCAUUACUAGGGUUUCUACUUGUUUCAACGCUUCUAUUAAGUUCUUGUUGAGAUCUUGGUGCAACUUGGUUUUCUUUCCCAAGUUCUGCUGGAUGUUAGUUGACCAAAAUAAUGUGGCAUAAGAAACAAAACAUGGCAUUCCCAGGUCAGAUGAUGGGUCCUCCUCGGCCUCAGCCUAGCCCUUUGGAGAACAUGAUAGUCCCACCUCCCAUUGGUGUUCCUGAUAAGGGUUUCCUGGCAGAAUCAUCAAGGAAAAGGAAAGCAUCAGCUUUGAGUCAACAGGGAAAUAACUUAUCUGAUGGCAUUUUUGAGUCAGUUCUAGAAAAUUCCUUCCCUAGAGAGUCAUACGCACAGCAUGGGAAUAGUGCACUUUCAGUGAUGAAUAUGCAAAAGAACAGUUUUGGAACAUUUUCAAGUCAAACUGCUCAGUCUGGAGAGCCAAACACUGAAAACACUCAAUUUGGGAACUACCAACAUCAUCAUCUGACUAACUUUUCAACAACUUGGCAGAACAACAAUAUGCACUUACCACAAUUUGCAGUUGAAAAAAUGAAUAAUUCGAGUAUGCUGCCUCAAUCUUUUCAUCAUAAAGGACCCCCACCUUCACUCAAGUCGGCAGGUGAGGAAAUCCUUAAAAUACCUGAUCUUCAACACCUAGUACAUAAUACAGCCAGCCAAACUGAAGCCCACAAGUUUCCCUUUUAUUUGAAUUCAGCUGAUGCAUGUAUUGGAAAAGCUCAGGAUGGUACUCCUUUAAAGGAUGAGAUGGACAUUGGCCAUGGAAAUCAAUUUGCUGCAGCUAAUCCAACAAUGGGACUGAACUGUGUGUCUUUUAAAAGUUUGAGAUCCUCGGAGAUGUCAGAGCAGAGUUUGGUUAAAAAUGAAAAGUUGAUGCAUUCUGUAAAAUUUGAUGGAAAAGAAGGUAGUCAAGGCACUAGUAGCAUUGCUUCUUCCAUAGAGGUUCAGAAUAGUGCUCAAAAUUUGAACACUUCAUGGGAAACUUCCGUAUGCAUCGAGGGAAAGAAAAAUGAUCAAUCGUGUGAAAAUCCUAACAGUGAAAUAAGAUCUGCCAGUUCUGAUGUGGGUUUAGGAGUUAAACUGAAGGACAGAGAUCAAUGCCCUGCAGAUCAGAACAUUAAGGAUGUUAAGAAAACAGUAGGAUCAGAUUCAGGGAAUGUGAAACCUACUUCGAGGGAGAAAAUCUCGCCUGGAAAUGCUGAUAAUCCUGCCAAAUCUCGUGUUCGGCACAGUUUUGGAUAUGAUCAGCAUAUGGAUGGAAAAAGCAAGUCACUUGCAGGCAAAGUAGCUCCUCCAGGCGUUGAAAAACUCUGGGAUGGAUCCCUUCAGCUAAAUGCAUCUGUAACUGUGUCAGCAGUUGCCUUCUUUAAAAGUGGUGAGAAGGCACCCGAGAUCAACUGGUCUGAAUUUGUAGAAGUUAAGGGCAAAGUAAGGUUGGAGGCUUUUGAAAAAUUUAUUCAAGAACUUCCCCGUUCACGCAACCGUGGAUUGAUGGUAAUCUCACUUUGUUGGAAAGCUGGAUCUUCCAAAGCUGGACUCACAGGCAUGAAGGAGGUCGCAAAAGGUUACAAAGAAGUAGAGAGGGUAGGGUUUGCGCAACUCUCUCAGGGUAUAGAUCUUUAUGUCUGUCCUCGCAGUGACACCAUAAUCACAAUACUUGCAAAAUAUGGUUUCUUUAAGGGCAUGGCGGCAGUUGAAGAAGAUCAAGACUCAUUGAUUGGUUGCGUAGUGUGGCGGAGAAACCGUACAUUGUCAAAUCCCAAUGCUGUGUUGAAGAAAUCUGAAGGGAAGAAUCGUCAGUCAGCAGAGAAAACUCUCAACUCUCCCUCUGACUCUGCUAUCGUACAAACUAUGGAAAUUAAUCCGUCACUUACUGUGGCUCAGGUUUCCAGCCCACUUGAUUCAGGAGCCGGAUGCACACCUAUUGAGAGUGCUGGAAGCGUAGGUACUGAGAACAAGAUUAUCCAGUCCAGCUCACUCCAGCUGGGAGUAGGUAAUUCUUUUACCAGUUCUAAUCGAGAACCAACUUCUGUUUCAAACAAUUCUCUGCCAACCCCUGGGCCAAAUAAUUCCCAAGUUAUCCCAAUGGGAAUUCAAUCAGCUCUCCCUCCUAACUCAAGCUCUUUGUGGGGUAAUUCUUUUACCUAUCUUAAUGCAAAGCAAAUUCCUGUUCCAAUUAAUUCUCCACCAAAUCCUGGGCCAAAUAACUCCCAAGCCAUACCAAUGGGGCCUCAACCAGCUCUCAUUGCUGACUUAAAUUCUCUGCGGCACCUUAUAGGACAGUCAUUGCAAGUUGAGAUUCCUCUCAAGGGCCUUCCAGGACCAGAAAAGCCUGACAGAAGUUUGGAUCUGCCAAAACCUGUUAUUCCUUUACCAUCUCAAGCAGUAAAACAACAUAGAGCUCCUGCAACUGAUUAUGAUGAUCUACCUGAGUUUGACUUCAGGGCAGCAUGUGGGGUUUCUGAGAGUAUGUUCAACAAACCUCUGUUGUCCACCAACAGUGCGUAUGUUUUAGACGCCAGUCCAUCUGGCAAUAAACUUUCAGCUGAAGGAGCAGGGAAAGGAGAUGGUUCCAUGACAUCUAAAGUGACUGUGCAGCCACUGACAGAAAUUAACCAACAAAAACCACAUAUUCCAACCUUACCAGGGCUUGCUUUGGAUACCAAUCACAGAAUGCCUCCAAUAAAGAAGCCUGGAGAAUAUGAAAUGCAGCUUCCAACGUUUUCCCUUUCAGUUGGGAAGCCCAAAGUCCACGGCAAUGAGGUGUUGUGUGGACCUGGUACUUCGAAACCAUCUCAUGGUGCUGCUAUAACCCCAAGAAAAAAUCUCUGGGAUGAUGAUGAUGACAUGCCCGAAUGGUGUCCGCCCGAUCAGGAGCACCAGAACCAACCACUCCCAAUUCCUUUGGUCCCCUCUCUGGUUCCCAAUCCAUCAUUUGGGAAGGUACUACCAGCUGCACCAAGGCCUCCUUUCCCUUGUCCAUCUCAAGUUACUAUACGUCCACCAUCAUGUGCUCAAGGAUCACCUCGUGGAUAUCAGCACUGUCCUAUAACUAUAACUGUGAAGCCAGCAGAAACAAGACCUGUAGGUGGAUACAUUCAAAGAGGAACAAGUUCUUUGCCUGGCUUCAAUCCUAACUUCCCUUUGAGACCACAGUACAAUGUGUUCAAUAUGAGAUCUCCUAUUAGACCUUCUGGUUGGAGGGGACGGAGGUCUUGACAUUCUAGAUGGGGGGGAAGAUGAGACGUAAUCUUGAUAGCUACUGUAAGUCAAGAAAUAGUGUUUGGUCUUUUGAUGUUCUCAGACAUGCCAUUAGUUGUUCUGGAUAAUAUGAUUUCACAAAGAUUCAGGUUCUUUAGGGAUAAAUCAACUUUGUACAUAAGAAGCAAGGCCAGGUUAGAGUUUCAUGGCUUGUGCUUCGUUUGUCUUGUGUAGUUAAAUCUACAUUCAUGUUUUCCAUCUUUUGUUGCUCUAGUUAAUCAUGCCUUUUUCCA
This is a messenger RNA of Telopea speciosissima, 3768 nucleotides long. RefSeq lists its product as uncharacterized. The transcript has 6 exons. The coding region runs from base 368 to 3493 and encodes 1041 amino acids. The record is from RefSeq and is a predicted model, not a curated record. Lineage: Eukaryota; Viridiplantae; Streptophyta; Magnoliopsida; Proteales; Proteaceae. Gene Ontology annotation, cellular component: nucleus. Gene Ontology annotation, biological process: DNA-templated transcription.